This is a messenger RNA of Cladophialophora yegresii CBS 114405, 963 nucleotides long. RefSeq lists its product as uncharacterized. The coding region runs from base 1 to 963 and encodes 320 amino acids. Lineage: Eukaryota; Fungi; Ascomycota; Eurotiomycetes; Chaetothyriales; Herpotrichiellaceae. The record is from RefSeq and is a predicted model, not a curated record. The transcript has a single exon.
AUGCCGGAUGGUUCGCUGUUCGUCUUCUCCGACACCUCAUCAGAACUCUUCGAUGUGGCUGCCAGCAAGGCAAUCAAGAAGAUGCCAAAUAUGCCUGGCAUGCACAGAACAUACCCCAACACGGGCGGAAGCGUGAUGCUUCCGCUGCACAGAGGCAACAACUACGAGCCAGAGGUCAUGAUUUGUGGUGGGGGCAUGUCACAAGCCGUUGACAGUCUAUGCGAUGCAAGCUGUGGCAGACUGAAGCCGAUGAGUCGGGAGCCUCGCUGGAAAAUGACCGAGAUGCCAGAGCCACGGGGUAUGGUAGAAGGUGUAUUGCUGCUUGAUGGAAUGGUGCUUUGGAUCAAUGGUUGUCAAAGAGGGGCGCAAGGGUUCGGAUUGGCGAAGGAGCCGGCGCUGGAGGCAUUGAUUUAUGAUCCGUGCUCAGACCGAUGGACGUCGUCUGGUCAGAGCAAAAUUGCAAGACUUUACCACUCGGUUGCAUUGCUGCUACUGGAUGGAACAGUCCUCGUCGCUGGGAGCAACCCAAAUGAGAUGCCAGUCACUGUGAGUCAAGUGGAAUUAUACAACCAGGACCAGGCAUUCCCCACUGAAUUCAGAAUUGAAAUUUGGACUCCACCAUAUUUGCGUGGUGAAAAUGCCUCUCGGCGGCCGAAGGAUAUCAGGCUUUCAAGGCUCGAGCUCAAGAUCAGUUCGAGGUUCACAAUCGGAUUUGACAUGGAAGAGGGUCUGUCCACAUUGGACGUGAUUCUCUAUGCUGGUGGGUUUGUUACGCAUUCUGUUCACAUGGGACAGGUGAUGGUCUACCUUGUCCACCGUGGCUGGGAGACAUUGCCCAGUGGUCGGAAGCGAGUUGAGGUGUAUAUGCCAGAGGGGCUCAAGCUUGCACCAGGACCUUACGUGGUGUAUGUCGUUGCAAAUGGGGUGCCGGGCAUUGGGCAGUUUGUCACUGUACAUGUCUGA